GCGCGGGGAUUGGCCGCGGGCCGGGCGGGCGGGGGGCGGGCGGGGGGCGGGCGCAGGCGCGGUGCUGUUAUUGUUCCGCGCUGCGGCCCCGCGCCGCUCCCUGCCCGGCCGCCGCCGUCGCCAUGCCGAUCAACAAGCCCGAGAAGCUGGACAAGCCGGAGAGCUGCGAUAAUGUCAAGGUGGUUGUCCGCUGCCGGCCUCUUAACGAGCGAGAGAAGGCGACGGGGUACAAGAUGGCAGUCAACGUGGACGAGAUGAGAGGGACUAUAACGGUUCACAAAACAGACUCGUCCAACGAGCCUCCCAAGACGUUUACGUUUGACACGGUGUUUGGACCAGAGAGCAAACAGCUGGAUGUCUACAACUUAACUGCAAGGCCUAUUAUUGACUCCGUCCUGGAAGGAUACAAUGGCACUAUUUUUGCGUAUGGGCAGACCGGAACAGGCAAGACUUUUACCAUGGAAGGGGUCAGAGCAGUUCCUGAGCUUAGAGGCAUCAUUCCGAAUUCCUUUGCACAUAUAUUUGGCCACAUUGCCAAAGCGGAGGGGGAUACGAGGUUUUUAGUUCGCGUGUCUUACCUGGAAAUUUACAAUGAAGAAGUGCGGGACCUGCUGGGAAAAGACCAGACCCAGAGGCUGGAGGUUAAAGAGAGACCUGAUGUGGGAGUUUAUAUCAAAGACCUUUCAGCUUAUGUCGUAAACAAUGCAGAUGAUAUGGACAGGAUCAUGACUCUGGGCCACAAGAACCGUUCUGUUGGUGCCACAAACAUGAAUGAGCACAGUUCCCGUUCACACGCCAUCUUCACCAUCACCAUCGAGUGCAGUGAGAAGGGGGUUGAUGGAAACAUGCACGUGCGCAUGGGCAAGCUGCACCUGGUCGAUCUUGCUGGUUCGGAAAGACAGGCAAAAACUGGAGCAACGGGGCAGCGACUGAAAGAAGCUACAAAGAUCAACCUUUCUCUUUCCACGCUGGGCAAUGUCAUCUCAGCCUUGGUGGAUGGCAAGAGCACUCAUGUGCCCUACCGUAACUCCAAGCUUACACGGCUCCUUCAGGAUUCCCUGGGGGGCAACUCCAAAACCAUGAUGUGUGCAAACAUUGGUCCAGCAGACUACAACUACGAUGAGACUAUCAGCACUCUCAGGUAUGCAAACCGAGCCAAGAAUAUUAAGAACAAGGCCAGGAUUAACGAAGACCCCAAGGAUGCUUUGCUGCGUCAGUUUCAGAAAGAAAUUGAAGAGCUUAAGAAAAAACUGGAAGAAGGGGAAGAGAUAUCUGGCUCUGAGACGAGUUCUUCUGAAGAAGAGGAUGAAGAUGAUGAUGGGGAGAUCGGAGAGGAUGGGGAGAAGCGGAAGAAACGACGGGGCAGUAGCAGCAGCAGUAGUUCAGACUCCACAUGCUCUGUCAUAGAGAAACCUCUGGAUAAGUCCUUCACUAACCAAGCAGGCAAAAAGAAAGUUUCCCCUGAUAAGAUGGUAGAGAUGCAAGCAAAGAUUGAAGAGGAGAGAAAAGCUCUUGAAACUAAGCUUGAUAUGGAAGAAGAAGAAAGAAAUAAAGCCAGAGCUGAACUGGAGAAGAGAGAAAAAGAUUUGCUUAAAGCUCAACAAGAGCACCAGACCCUGUUGGAGAAACUGUCUGCACUGGAGAAGAAGGUGAUCGUAGGAGGAGUGGACUUGCUGGCAAAAGCAGAAGAACAAGAGAAGCUUCUGGAAGAAUCAAAUAUGGAGUUGGAAGAACGAAGGAAGAGAGCAGAACAGCUUCGCAAGGAGCUUGAGGAGAAGGAGCAAGAACGCUUGGACAUUGAGGAGAAGUACACCAGCCUCCAGGAAGAAGCACAGGGGAAAACCAAAAAACUGAAGAAAGUUUGGACCAUGCUUAUGGCUGCAAAAUCAGAGAUGGCAGAUCUGCAACAGGAGCAUCAGAGAGAGAUUGAAGGCUUGCUAGAGAAUAUUCGGCAGCUGAGCAGGGAACUUCGUCUGCAGAUGCUUAUCAUAGACAACUUCAUUCCUCAGGACUACCAGGAAAUGAUCGAAAACUAUGUCCACUGGAAUGAAGACAUUGGAGAAUGGCAGCUGAAAUGUGUUGCAUAUACCGGAAACAAUAUGAGGAAACAGACUCCUGUCCUGGACAAAAAAGAAAAAGAUCCCUUUGAGGUGGACCUUUCCCAUGUUUACUUAGCUUACACAGAAGAAAGCUUGAGGCAAUCUCUGAUGAAACUGGAGAGGCCAAGGACUUCAAAAGGAAGAUCUAGGCCCAAGACUGGUAGAAGAAAACGUUCUGCAAAGCCAGGAGCUGUCAUUGACUCCCUGCUGCAGUAGGUGUGACGUGUUCAGAAUUGCCGUAAAAAUCAGUGAGUGUUUAAGGCUUGGCCAGAAUAUUCAGUCCAAGAUGGCACAGUUCGAAGUGGCUAUAAAAUCCAUACCUUGCUGGUAUGGAGCUUUAUUUAAAAUAUAUAUAAAUGUAUUUUUCCUUAGUUGCCUGUAUACUGUAUGUUAUAUUAACAUAAUAUUAAACUGGUAUAUCUUACGGUUGUGAAUUCUGUGUUAAACCAUGUGUUGUGCAGGGAAACUAUUGCUGGUAAUCCUUGUUGAAAUGUAGAGAAAAUAAGGGUUCUAGAUGUGUUUUUAAGUGCUAGAUGACAUAUUAGCUCAAAAUGGCUGAUGGAAUCCUAAAACUUAAUGCUGGUAAAUCUGGUUGUCCUGCUUUGCACAUAACUGGCAGCUUUCACUGUUGUCCUCUGUUGCACUGAUCUGUUUGAAUGUGGUUGCUGCAAACCUUUGAGUUAAGAGCAUUAAACCCUUUUAUUUAAAUAUUGCUCACUGUAUCUAUUAUCCUGAUCAUACUGUGUAUGAAAUACACAGCCCGCUUUGUUUGCAACCUUGCUGUACAAAGAAGGUAAUUGGGGUGGGGGAAUCCUGAAUUACACAAGUUUGGGACUUUGGGGAAGGGACCAUGCUUUAAGUGCAACAGAAAACAAGUGUUUCUGAGUAGUGCUCUUAGUUUGUGUGUGUGAUCUGCUGGCACUGUGCAGAGUGGGGCCUUUGUAAAGCCAAGAGAACUUUUUUCCUCCUCCUUUUAAGUCUGUCUUGCAGCAUUGCUUUGGCUGCUUCAUCUGCUUCUGAGCUGGAAAUUGUUUUAAUUGAUGUGAAUUCUUUGUAGUAAUCUGGACAGCACAGAUUAUUAUAGGGAACUGCUUUGGUACAGCAGGACUGUGAGCACUAUGGUUCCAUUUUUCUCAUCCCUGGCCAUAACUGAGGAUGAAUUACUCUCCUUAAUUAGGAUAGGCACAAAUUGCUCAAUUUUCCCAGUAUGGCAACAUCCCCUGAAACAGCUGAUGCUGUUUGUGUGGACUGUGUCACCUCCUGUUUCUGGCUAUGUUUUGAGGGGAAAAAAGGUCUCUGCUGCUAACCAUUUAUGGUGGCUGCUCUUUGAUAUUUAUGCUGCUAAUAGACACAUAACACUUUAAUACAUUACUUUUGUGUCACAGAAAAAAAAAAAUGCAUCUCCUUUGAAUAUAACUGAUGCUAGAGCAUAGCAGUUGUAGUAAUCUCAACAGUUCCAUGCCAGUGCUGUUAAUUAGCUGUAACUUCCAUGUAAUCGUAGCGUUACCUAGAGUUAAAAAGUUGUGCUUAUAAUGUGAAAAAUUGAGUCCUUAAGCAUGACAUGAAGAGCAAGGCAGCUCCUCAGUGUCCUGGGUUCUUGACAGAAGCCUUGUUUGCUAUUACCAGAGCACUCCUAUGAUGUAUUUGCAGUAGCUAGAAGCUGAUUCCCCUCCUUAUUGUCGUGAUGCAUAACUGGACGUGUAGCGUGUGAAUCUGUAACAGCUCUGUAUGUAGCAGGAUCUGUAACAGCUAAACUGCUCUUGCAAGGCCAUGCUUUGCUCUGGAGAUGCAUUAACUCUAUUCUAAAUGAGUUCUGAGCUUUUCCCUGUUUUUUCAGUGUGUUUUUUCAGGAUCAUGGCCUAGGAGCAGAACAUACUGCCCUCCUUUUUUUGUGGUGGGGCGGGGGGGAGAGGUGGAAGGGAAGGAGAUGAAAAGAUCCGAUUUUGUCACCUAAAUUCAUACAAGAUGAAGAUAUAAACAUUGGCAUUUUUUUCUACUUUAACUGUUGAAAAGAGGUAAAGACUCAGAUUUGUUUCUGAUCUAAACUAGUUGGAGUUUUCUCUGAAGAGCUGACCUUAUUUUGAGUGUGCUUAAAUUAAAUUAGGAUUUCUUGUUACUUACAUUGGCAAGACUGAAAAUGGCUCAAAUGCUUUUUUUUGUCUGUUUCUUGGUUCCUGGGCCAAGCAGAUAGAUGCAUAAUUUUGGCCUGUUCUCAGAAUCAGGGCAAACUUUUGUAUUUCCCUUUUUAUUGUCUUGCUGUGCUUAGUUUUGUUGAAUGAUCUGUUUUUAAGGGUGGUCCUCCUGAGCUGUACCUUAAAAAAGACGAUUGAAAACUCUUUGGGAGACAUCAGUGGCUUAAAUAUGCUACUGUGAGCUAUGACACGGCAUUUAGAAUAUUUAAAGCUCAGCUAUAAAGGUACAUUGUUUGAAUUCUUGUUACAAUCCUGCUGCUGAAAACAACUGUACUCUGUGUAUUUGAGAACCUUGGGACAGAGAAACUUCAGAUAAUUGCACACCUCUGUAAAUUGGAGAACUGAUUGGGAUUUCCUGUUCCGGGAGCUUGUUUUAAGAACAAAUCUGCUCUUAGGAGAGGACUUUUUUUUAAAGUGCAGCUGUCUUCAUGAUGAUCUGUCAGCUUGGCUUACCUGAGAGCUGUGGUGUAUGCUGUUGAAGUUCUGGGAACUUCUUUUCAAAACGGAGCCUGGCUUGCAGACUUGUCAUACUGGCCCUCUCUGUAGCCCAGGACAGUCUGUGAACGUCAGAUGUUUUGAAGAGGAAUGGGCUGGGUUUGUGUUUUUUAAUGACUUAGUCAAUAGAGCCAUUUUCAUCCCAGCUCAGUGUGUGUUCUAUGGCAUUUCUCAGUCAUGUUACCAUUAAACGUGUGCUCAUUUUUGCGUCUUGCUACCAGAAGAUUCCCCUCGUUCUCAAAUAUCAACCUUAACAUGGAGUUUUCCUGGCUUUGUGUUUACUGUCAUAAAUGAAUUUUCAUAUUUAAUUUUUGUUCUUGAACCUUUCUUCAGGUUCAGGGGAGGAGAAAAUGGUCCUUAGUGCCUUUCAGAAACUUACUGUCUGCAUACAUCCAGCUUUCACCUUUCUCAACAGUUUUGUUUAGCCAGUUCUGUAUAUAGGAAAAACUGCUUGUCUAACUUGUCUAUCUAUUUAUUGGUUUUCUAACUGUUUAUUUUUUAUUAUCUUUAUGUUUUAUGGUUAAAUUUUAUUCAAUACACUGUACAUAUCGGUAUUGUGUCCCUGAAGCAUGUUCAUACCAUAAAAUAAAAUUGUUGAUUCUACCUC
Messenger RNA from Oxyura jamaicensis (ruddy duck), 5393 nucleotides. It is a transcript of the gene KIF3A, whose product is annotated as kinesin family member 3A. Bases 123 to 2315 code for a protein of 730 amino acids. Gene Ontology annotation, molecular function: microtubule binding; ATP binding; microtubule motor activity. Gene Ontology annotation, biological process: microtubule-based movement. Lineage: Eukaryota; Metazoa; Chordata; Aves; Anseriformes; Anatidae. The record is from RefSeq and is a predicted model, not a curated record. The transcript is spliced from 19 exons.